GUCUGUCCGUACUGCAUAUCUCUCGCCUCUUUCCUCGCCACAAGUGCAAGCAAGCCUCAUGAACUCCUACCCCCCAGCCCUCGUCAUCACCCAUCGGUCACAGCCGCGUCCGCCGCGUACCCGGUCUCCGGCUACUUGACCCCCACGCAACAAGGACAUUCCAACCGCCCACACCGCCAUGUCGCCGCGCAACCCGACACCAUUACAGUCGCUGCUGCUGCCGCUCAAGCCGGCGUCGCUGCAGUGCUUGCACCGGUUCAUCGAGUACAAGCGCACGCCGCUCGCGCACCCCGUGCCGAAGAAGCGCACCGCGGCAGUCGCGAUCAUCCUGUUUGUCGGACGUAAGGGCGACCUCUACGUCCUCCUCUCUACACGCUCGGGCGAGCUGCGGACAUAUGCCCACGACACGGCGCUCCCGGGGGGCAAGUACGAGGACGGGGACGAGGACGAGGAGGGGACGGCUAUCGGCCUCCCGAUCGAUAAGGACAGAGUGCGCUGCCUUACCCUCCUGGACCCGUUCAUCGCGGGCAACCAGCUGAUCGUGACGCCCGUCGUCUUCCUAGUGACGGACAACACGAUCAACCCGGUCUUGAACCCGGACGAGGUCAAGUCGCUGUUCAGCAUGCCGCUCGCGGCGUUCCUGCACGACCGGCCGGCCGAUAUCCCCGGGUGGAACUUUGGGCUCAGCGAGCGCGUGCAGCCCGCGCCGCUCGGCAGCGUGCCCCCGCCCGAGAAGCCGCCGUACACUGACAACGACGACGGCGGCGUCGGCGGCCGCGAGGGACGGUACUACCAGUACCGCGACGUCAACUGGGGCGGCGGCAUGGUGCGCAUGCACCGCUUCCUCACGGGCCGCGAGGGCGGCGGCGUCAAGCCCGUGUACGGGCUCACUGCGGCGAUCCUGCUGCACGCUGCCACGGUCGGGUAUGGCGAGCCGCCCAGCUUCCCCGCCACGGCACCGGGGCAGAAGACUAUGGUGCAGCGCAUCGCGUGGAUGAUGAAGAGCGGGGGCGCGUUACCCCGUGCUGCCGAGGCCGAGGGCCUGCUGGACGCGUGGCUCAACGAGGACGACGGGGGCUCGGGUGAGGAGGCAAAGGCAAAGUUGUAGCAGCA
Vanrija pseudolonga is the source of this 1113-nucleotide messenger RNA. RefSeq names its product Nudix hydrolase 15, mitochondrial. Gene Ontology annotation, molecular function: coenzyme A diphosphatase activity. Bases 179 to 1108 code for a protein of 309 amino acids. The record is from RefSeq and is a predicted model, not a curated record. The transcript has 7 exons. NCBI's taxonomy places the organism in Eukaryota, Fungi, Basidiomycota, Tremellomycetes, Trichosporonales, Trichosporonaceae. Gene Ontology annotation, biological process: coenzyme A catabolic process.